Molecule: messenger RNA, 264 nt
Organism: Protopolystoma xenopodis
Lineage: Eukaryota; Metazoa; Platyhelminthes; Monogenea; Polystomatidea; Polystomatidae
Source: the annotation of a GenBank genome assembly
AUGGUCGAUCGAUUUUCUGCACAGGCCUCUCACCGAUUUCUGCCUUCAACUCUACUGCUUCCUGACCGAUGGCCUGGUCCAUCUACCCAGACGAAUUCCGUUGGUCCACCGAUCAACCAAUCAAUGUAUAUGCCUUUCCAGCCUAUCGGCGCUUCGUCGGUGGAGUUGGUUCUGCAUCUUUCAGCUCUAGGUGGUGUUGUCAUCAGCACUGGCCAGGCCUCACAGGCAGUCGUCAUCGCUACACGCGUCUUUGUCCAUUAUUGA